Sceloporus undulatus (fence lizard) is the source of this 8689-nucleotide messenger RNA. RefSeq names its product senataxin (gene SETX). NCBI's taxonomy places the organism in Eukaryota, Metazoa, Chordata, Lepidosauria, Squamata, Phrynosomatidae. Gene Ontology annotation, biological process: termination of RNA polymerase II transcription. Gene Ontology annotation, cellular component: nuclear body. The transcript is spliced from 25 exons. The record is from RefSeq and is a predicted model, not a curated record. Gene Ontology annotation, molecular function: helicase activity; transcription termination site sequence-specific DNA binding. The coding region runs from base 309 to 8123 and encodes 2604 amino acids.
CGACAACAACCGGAAGCGGAGGAAUAGAGUUUGGAAAUCCGUUGGCUAGAGCGUCGUCUAGGGAGCUGGGGGCGCAUGCGCAAGUGGUGCGCUCUCUCUCUCGCCUUCCUCUAUGGUCGCCCCCUUUUUUGUGGGCGGAACCGGAAGUGCGGCGGUCGCGAGGGAGGGACGGAGCGGGUCUGGCCGGGCGCUGCUGCGAGGGAAGGCGCCUGAGGCAGAGGCGGAGGAAGGCCGGGCCCGGCGCGGGAGCCCAUGGCAGCGGAGGCGGAGCCUUGGCCGCGGAGGUUGCCGCCCGGAGGAGAAGGAGAAUGAGUACGUGCUGUUGGUGCACACCUGGUGGUUCUGAAGCCAUCAAGUUAUUAAGACGCUAUGCUUCUGCUACAUUGGAAUUUACUGCAGCAAAUGAUGACCUCUGUUACUGUCUGGAGUGUGUGGAUGAGUACCACAAAGCCAGAGAUCAGCUCCCAACGUUGCAUGAGGUCUUGUGGGAGUUGGAAACUAGCCGUCUUGUUGCCCACUUUGAGAAAUCUCUGAAGGAGGAUGGUGAAGAUGAUGACCUCUACAUUGUGGAAGAAGACAGGGAGACCCCCUUGUGCUGUUUCACGGGUCCUGGCUUUGAAAAGCACCUCCGAGUGCCAUUGCUGGAAAUACUCAAGUAUCCAUAUCUGCUCCUCCAUGAGCAUGUCAGCGAACUCUGUGUUGAGGCUCUUUGUAAAAUGGAGCAAAUCAACUACUCCUAUCAGGUGGUUGGCAAACAUCCAGGGAUCUACCUGCUCAUGGUACACCCCAACGAAAUGAUCCGGCGCUGGGCCAUCCUGACAGCAAGGAGCCUGGGGAAGGUGGACCGGGAUGAUUACUAUGACAUCCAAGAAGUGCUGACUUGCUUGUUCAAAGUCAUUGAGCUGGGCCUUUUUGAAAAUCCUGAUAUCUAUCAUUCUUCAGUAUUUAAGAAGGGGAAGCUCAUACUGUUACCUUCUCAUUUGUAUGACACCACUAACUACAAAAAUUACUGGCUUGGCAUUUGUAUGUUGCUGACUGUUCUGGAAGAACAAGCGAUGGAUUCGUUGCUCCUUGGCCCAGACAAACAGAAUGACUUUAUGCAAUCCAUAAUGAACAUCAUGAGGAAAGAAACAGAUGAUGAAAGUAACAAUCCUUUCUGGCCAGCACUCCACUGUUUCAUGGUGAUCUUGGAUAAACUUGGAUCCAAAGUGUGGGGCCAGCUCAUUGACCCAAUCCAGGCAUUUCAAACUAUUAUCAACAACGCAAGUUAUAAGAAAGAAGUAGAGAGCAUUCGCACAAGUUGCAGGAGGACCAAAUCUGAGCCAUUGUCAGACUACGGAGAUGAAAUGGUUACCUGCAGCCAGAUUGUGUAUAAUUACCACCCAGAAAGGCCCAACAAGGAUACCGGAUGGAGGACUGCAGUCUGUCCAGAUUACUGCCCUAACUUGUAUGAAGACAUGCAGACGCUAACAGAUAUGCUUCAAUGCGACAUUCUUCGGGACAUGCGGUUACACAACAGCACGUUUCUUUGGUUCAUCCCCUUUGUUCACUCCCUUAUGGACCUCAGGGACAUGGGUGUGGCCUACAGUGUGGUGGUCAUUCACCACCUGUGUUCAGAAAUCAAAGAUACCCUUAAUGACAUUGUUCAGUCUUGUGACAAAGUGUCAGAGUUUUUCAUCUGGAUCUUGGUGUCAAUAGUGGAGCUCAGUUUUAAGAAGAAUGGUCUGCAUUUGUUAUGGGUCAGCUCAGAAACGUGGGUAGAGGUGAUAGUGAAAUGUACCAGCCUUCCCAGUGCUGUGUUUUUGCGUGGUGUUGACAGGGGGGUGAGCCGAAACUGUUCAAGAAGCACAGCAGGGAUGCCCUCUUGGGAGCCUGAAUCAGUACAGUUGGCUUGCAUGAAUCUGAUACGUAACAUCCUGAAGGAAGGCUACCAGGUUGGACAGAAAAAUAAACAAUUCCUUGAUGAACUCAACUUGCUUCGGCGCAGUCGUGAGGCCUGGAAGCUGAGCCCCCAGCAGGCUCAGGAGUUACAGGAAUGUCUGAAGCUCAUCCUAAGAAGCAUCUGGAACAAAUCAUUGAAUUUGGCCUCCCACAGGGAUUCCUCUGCAGUUUGUUCACCUCCUACCUCUCUGUCAAUAAAACAGGAGAGGUUUCCAGUGAAUCCACACCAUGAGCUCCCAUCAUAUAUGCCACCAAAAGGAAGGGAAGAUGCAUGUGAUGAUGGUUCAUCAUCUAGAAGAAGCUGCAACUGGGGUAAGGAAGCCUCCAGUAAAGACCAAAACCUUCAAGGAACCUUGGUGUGCAAUUUGAACAACAUUAAACAGGAACCUAAAGACAAUUUGACACAAGCACAUAAUAAUAUGAGCUCCUUGUUUGCAAAUGGACAAAUGGGUGCUCAGAAAAAUGGAAGCUGUUGCCAAGAACUAGAGGGCCAGAGCACACAGGAUGCAGCACAUAAAACCAGUCUGAGUAAUCAAAGCUUUCAUCACAUAGGGACCAAAGAUGUCAGUGGGAAGAAAAAGAGUCCCAAAACCUCCGAAGAUCUGGCUGAAAAGGAUCACCAUGAUAAGAAGGGUGGUGGCACUUCAGAGGUACAGAUGGGUCUGAAUAACCUUAUGAACAACAACAGACCAAAAAAAUCUGACUGGACCUUGAAAUUAAAACUCCUAGUUGAAAACAAGAAGAGAGAAAAUACCAGUUUGGGGCCAGCAGCAGAAAAGCAACAGUCUGAUAAAGAUGGGGAUAAAAGUCAGAAAAGCCAGAAGGGUGGAGUUGUUGAAAGUGACAGUAGUGUGUCACUUGGCAAAUCCGGAGCAAUCUCAGAUGAGCAAGAUCAGCAAGGGCAGCUCCUCUCCAUAAAACAAGAAUCCAAGGACAGGCUGGCAGAAAAUAGAAAUACCCUGGGAGCAGAGGAGGAUCCAGAAGAGAGUAGCAGUGAUGAUGAGAUGGCCAAUGUUCCACUGUCACUGAUCAGGAAAGACCUAGUGAAAAAGAAAGCUGCCUCUGCAACCAGCCCUGUGACAGAUUCUCAAAUUGAUAAAGACCUCAACAAACUGUCCAUAGCUGCUUAUGCCAAAGCAACCAGUUUUCCUGUUGAUUCUAGCCAAGAAGACACCACUUAUUGUCAGGAUCGUAUUAAAAGGAAAGUUCAGGGUGCUCUUAGGAAUUGGUCUGACAGAGAGAGCAGUAAAUCCUCAUCUGAUGUGGACGAACCCCCAAUCCAAGUCAUUAUCAUUUCUGACACUUCUUCAGAUGAAGAUGAAAACAAAGAGGAUGUAGUCAGGAAGAGCAAACCAGAGAAAACAGGCGAAUGUCCAGAGAAGCCAUCCACCAGUGCCCUGGAGCAAGCAGCAUCCUCAAAUUCUCCGUUGCUCUAUGCAGAUUAUGAAUCCCAGUGUUUUGAGUUUGAAACUGAGGAUGAUAUUUACUCUGUUUGGCAAAACAGCCAGAUGAAUGAGACUACAGAGGCGAAGAGCCCUCCAACUGCCUGCUCCCCUGCACUGCCCAACCUGGGCGUUGCAAAGCAACUCAGUGACUGUGGCUAUGACACAGACUAUCUUGGAGAUGAUAUCACUGAAAAAGCAGCAGAUGAUCUUGAGCAGCAGGUCAAACAGCAAACAAAAGCAAAGCCUCAUGUGCCAGCCGCUGAAGGCUUUGACAAGCGAACCUCGGCGCCUCACUCACACUGUUUCACAGAGAUACAAGCAGAUGAUGGAGGAUGUUCCAAAUAUACAGAUCCACUUUUACCUGGGAUAUCAACAUCGCCUGGCCUUUCAUCUUCAACAUCUGUUGUUAAAAAAUCCACAAUACAGCCUGAGAAGAGUUUGGCCAAAUCCUGUGAAAAUAAAACUGCUAACAGAAGUCCUGCAAAAAGAUGUGUCAAGUCAAAUGUACACAGCAGGAAAUCCCCCCCUGGAGCAACAUCGCUCUUAACUCCUGCUGUAGUCCCACCCCACAAAGUUCAUAAAUUUCCUGGCCCAACCUCAUUGACGGAAAAACUGGGCUUGACAAAAAGAACCCGCAGAGCAGCUGAACUGUCUCAGCGUACUCAGGAUAGUAUUACAAAGCUGCGUGAAUAUGGGAAGACUGCCGGUGAGCUUCCUCAGAAAAGGAAAGCAAAAUUAAUACAACCUCAGCAUCUGAUUGAUAGAAACAAGAAAAUGUUAACCUGCCAGGAUCGCUACCUUCUUAGCCACAGGAGACAGAAAGAGAUAGAGAGGGGUCAUUGUGCAAAUAGCAGAAAUAAGACAGCCAAGAAGACAGCUCCUAAGCGAUGUUCAGAGUCUGCUGGUAGUACAGUGGUGAUUGAGAAUCAGAAAGAAAAAGCCAUUCAUUCCAGUCAUUCAUCGAGCAGUGAGAGGAAACAGUUAAGGCAGAGUUCACCAGAGACAGAUAGAGUGCAGUCCACAUCCAUCCCUCUAGCAAAGGAGUUUCCAUUAAGCAAGCAAGAAUCUAUCAGUUCCCAUACAAACAUCCAAGAAAGUACCUCUGCUGUUUCUGGCAAUUUAUCUUUUCCUGUAACUGAAAGCAGUAAAACAGAUCCUACGGUCAUUUCAAGUGCCACUGCUAGCCUGUCUAAUGAGGGUGUGGCCUCAAAAGAUGGUGUGUCUGAAUUAAAUGAGAAGGUUAUUGGAGAAGAUGAUGGCUUGUUUUUAACACAGAAGGAUCCAGUGGACAUGGAGCUGUGUUCACAAAUGGAAAAUGAAAUCCACUCCCCAGAUUUACCUCAGAACCCUUUGCAGGAUGACUCCUCAGGUUUUCCAAAAUGUAAGCGCGCAGGUUGUCCCAGAAAGGGGGAUGGAGCAGGGGGGUACUGUGAAGAACAUUCUGCUCAUGACCAACCAGAUCACCUGUUUGCCAAACCUUUUCCACCAGUCAAACUUUCCACAACAAAAAUGUUCAGCUCCAGUUCUUCUUCACGGACUGCCAACCUCACCAAGGAGCUGGAGACUAUCACAAAGACCCCAGUAGCUUCAAAAAGCAAACCAAUUCCCAUUAGACCCCCCGCCUCAGAUGGCUUGAAGCUGAGAACCCCAACAUUAAAAAGCAUUCUUCAGCCUCAGAACCCCAAUAGUAUCACCCAGCUGCAGAGUGGGCAAAAUAGUCAUAGCCCCUGUAACAGUCGGAUGCUGCCCACAGUCAGAGUGGGUUCCCGACAGGACACUCGUUCAUCUUGCCCACAGUUGAAUGGCAGUGCCCAGCACAGAGACCACAGCAUUUUCAUCAAAGAGGUUCUGAAGUGGAGCUAUGAUAUGUUUGCAAACGUCAGUCAGUUAGGGCCACCAGAUCAUCUCCUUCAAUCAGUUGUGGCCUCUGUUCCAGUCAGAUUUCAAGAUUACAACGAUUACUUCAAUACUUUAUUUCCUUUAACGAUGCUCAAUGCCUUUGAAGAGGUGGCGCAGGAAUGGCUAGACAACCAGAAAGCAAAAGAGCAAAAGCCAUUCUACUUGCAUUUGUUGAACUUCAAUGCAAAUUUGAAUAAAGCAGAUUUUACAGCUAAUAUUUCACAAAGCGAUCUGGACAGACAACUGCAUCCCAAAGAAGAUGACCUAGUCUUCUUAAAAGCAUCUGAGAAACGUUCCUAUUGUGAGGAAGAAGAGACAGAGGGCAAUCUAAUACGCUUUGUAGGCCUUGUGACUCGGUUUUCUCAUCCUACAAUCCGUGAUUCUAAAAGGAAAGAGCAUCAGGUUGUCUGCCACUUGUCCAUCCAAACACAAGCAAACCUGUCCCGUGUUGACAAGCAAGUCAGAUGUGUGGUGGUCAGUUCUUUGGUGACAACACAACGACGAUUCAGGGCCCUACUUUUGCUGAACCGCAGCCCUCUGGCCAAGCCCAUAAUCAGCCCAAGUUAUUCUGACUUCUGUCCAAAGGUCCUAAACACGGAUUCUGAGAGAUAUAUUUCUUGUUCGAGGGAAUUCAACGAAGAACAGAGGAGAGCCAUAGAAGUGGCCUGCGCCAUGGUGACACAACAUCCAUCUUUACCCAAAAUUUGUCUCAUCCAUGGGCCACCUGGAACAGGGAAAUCGAAGACUAUUGUUGGACUCUUGCACCGCAUCCUCAGUGAGAGAUCUGGGAAGGAAAACCCUGUGCAGAGCUUGAAUGCCAAGAUCAAGAGAAACCGAGUGCUGGUUUGUGCACCGUCCAAUGCUGCUGUUGACGACUUGAUGAAAAAAAUAAUUCUGGAGUUUAAAGAAAAAUGCCAAAACAAGAAUAAUCCUUUGGGCAACUGUGGCGACAUCAAUUUGGUGAGAUUGGGGCAACAAAAAUCAAUCAGCAAGGAUGUCCGGAAAUUCAGUCUGAAUGACCAGAUUGAUCACAGAAUAAACAGAGCAACUCUUGGCAAAGACCAACAUCUCCAAAAGAGUAAAGAAGAUCUGGAUCGGCAACUGGACAUGCUUUCUCGCCAGCGUGCUAUGGACCGAAGUGAGAAAAGAGAGAAGAAGCAACAGUUAGAUGAAGAAAUCUGCAGACUUUCAAAGGAGAGGCAGCGCCUGGCUUCUCAACUGAAGGAGGUCCACGGACGAUCUCAGGAGCUGAAAGCGAGUAUCAUCCUGGAGUCUCACAUUCUCUGCUGCACACUGAGCACCAGUGGUGGAGUGCUCCUGGAAUCAGCUUUCCGGAGGCUGGGCGGUGAUCCUGUCAGCUGUGUAAUUGUGGACGAGGCAGGGCAGACUUGUGAAGUUGAAACUCUCAUUCCACUCAUUCACGGCUGCAAAAAGCUUGUCCUGGUUGGAGACCCCAAGCAGCUCCCACCCACUGUAAAAUCUGUGAAAGCACAGAAUUAUGGUUAUGACCAGUCUCUCAUGGGUCGGCUAUGCAGUCACCUGCAAGAACAGGUACAAGAGAAUGUCAUGGGAAGGCUUCCAGUCCUGCAGUUGACAACACAGUACAGGAUGCACCCUGAGAUCUGCCUCUUCCCUUCCAAGUACAUCUAUGGGCAUGCCCUGAAGACUGAUAGGCAAACAGCAGAGAACCGGUUCUCUCUGGAAUGGCCCUUCCAACCGUACUUGCUCUUUGAUGUAUUGGAUGGCAAAGAAGAACGGGACAGUGAUUCCUAUGCUAAUCCCCAGGAAGUGAGGCUGGUGAUAGAAUUAAUGAAGUUAAUUAAGGAGAAAAGGAGGGACAUCGGCUAUCGCCACAUUGGAAUCAUCACCCCAUACAGUGCACAAAAAAGAAGAAUCCGGAAGCAGCUGGAUAGAGAGUUUGGAGAAAAUAGCGCCAGUGAAGUGGACACAGUGGAUGGGUUCCAGGGCCGAGAGAAGGACUGCAUCAUUGUUACCUGUGUCCGGGCAAACAGUACACAAGGAUCCAUUGGGUUUCUGAGGAGCCUCCAGCGUUUGAAUGUCACCAUUACAAGAGCCAAAUAUAGCCUCUUCAUCCUUGGGAAACUGAAGACACUAAUGGAAAGCAAAGACUGGAACGAAUUGAUUCAGGAUGCACAGAAAAGAGGCAACAUCAUCCAGACAUCCAGCAGCAGCUACAAAAGCUGUGCCUUGAAAAUCCUGAAGUCUCGGCCACUCCCCAACCUUGGGAUUCCCAUACCCAAGAGAGCUCCCCUGAGGCACACAGACACAGCCAGGAGAGAGCAGAAUGAAGCCUCCAACCAUGUUUCCCAACCCACCACAGCUAACAGUGGUGCUUUCACAGAAGGGAGCACUGCGGCACAACGUCUUUCUGUGCUCCAUGAGCCAUCUUCCUCUGUACCCCUUCCACCACAGGCCAGGCCAGUGGAAGAGAGACCCAAGGACCCUCGGCUGGUCAGGAGGGCCGAAUCCACCCUCCAGGUUGGCACCUGCAAGGUGGGCCAUCUGUCUGGGGUUUCAGGAGGAGAGAUACCCCAGAGCCAUGCUGUGCACCGGCUGUCCUCUAAUGCAGAAACAACUGGGAAUCCUAUUUCAAAUGCAUACGCAGCAGCCAUGGUUGUCCCAGCCAAACUCUCUGGCCCCUAUGCCACCAUGAGAGUUUGCCUCAGUGCUGAUGAAGCAAAGACUUUAGGUCAAGGAGACCAUUCAGCUCCUCACAAGCCAAGCCAAAAGAAAGACUGUCAUUCCAGGGGCAGGAGGUUCUCAAGAGCAGACAGCCCAGAUCCCUUAGACACCAAACGGAGACGGACCACUUGCUAGCCUGCACGUUCCUCUGUCUGCCUGGGCAUGAAGGGCCCCCUUCCUCAUGCCAAGGUAUGGGGUCCCCUGGUCUUCAUUUCCACUGCAAUGUCACGCCCUUGAAGCAUUAACUUUAUACUGGAGAGUGAGGGAAAUGUUCCACGCAAAACAGUUGUCUGUCGAAGCACUCACAUACAAAAAUGUUAGGAGUUAUGUAUAUUUGUAUAGCAGAAAUGAAUUUAUUUUUUAGAUCUGAAAUGGGGGUGGUGGUGGCUGCAGCUGAAUCACUUUCUCAUCCAAGAGUUCCCCAGGUGCUUCAUCACAUCUCACUCUGCUGGUCAUGACAGCAUUUGGUUUCUGUGCCCUUGCCCUGGCAUAGCUGUGCAACCACGGGCCAUGCAGUGUGCCCAUGGCUGAUGUCACAUCUCUCUGGGUCUAAAGCUGAACUUGGCAAAUUUGCUGUUGCUUGUUUUCUUUGCCACUUUUUGCUCCUUUUUGAUAUUGGAGAAAUACUGGUUUCUCUCUUUAAAUACGUAUAUAUCCAGAUAGAUAAAUAUCUCUUUAAAUAAAAAAAAAGACCAAGACUA